AUGUCGUCUGCAAACUUUCGGGUAAGCUGUUUCACUUUUGGAUGGGCGAUGCGAGAAAACAAGUCCCUCGCUGUAAAUCCCUACUUUGUUUUUCUUCAUCAAUUCCGGAGAAAUCUUAAGAAGCGUGGAAUCCACCAAUUGAACCCGGUUGCCGUGGCCAAAAUAGCGGGCAGAAAGUGGAGAGAAAUGUCGCCGGCCCAGAAGUCUGUUUUUAUUGAAAUUGCCAAAAUAAAUCGCGCCAGAGUUGGGACUCGAAAACGCCCUACGGUUCUAGUUGCGGGGGCAAGAAGAUAGUUUCUGUUUGAACACAUACAUUUUUGAAAGUCCAUCAACGUUUUUUAACGUAUUAACCCGCUUUCGCUUGAAAUUUCCAAGAACAGUUUGCAA
Messenger RNA from Drosophila ficusphila, 387 nucleotides. RefSeq lists its product as uncharacterized. The coding region runs from base 1 to 294 and encodes 97 amino acids. NCBI's taxonomy places the organism in Eukaryota, Metazoa, Arthropoda, Insecta, Diptera, Drosophilidae. The record is from RefSeq and is a predicted model, not a curated record. The transcript has a single exon.